AUGAACGUCGUCUACCACCCCGCUGAGCACGAGGACACGACCCCAUGGCGCGGUGCUCUCCCAGCCCGUGCGUGGCAGCAGUCGGACGCUCGCAGCCUGAGCCUCAACGCUCCUUACCGCUUCCGUCUCUCGCCCACUGCCGCUGUCGAGGACGGCGACGCAUUCGCCAGCCCGGACUUUAACGAUGGCAAGUGGGACACCAUCCCCGUCCCUUCCCACUGGGUUCUGCAUGGCUACGGCGCUCCCGCGUACCAGAACAUCAACUAUCCCUUCCCCGUCGACCCUCCCUUUGUCCCGACCGAGAACCCGACUGGUGACUACCGCUUCGAGUUUGACCUCCCCAAGGAGUGGGAGCUGAACAACGGCAAGACCGUGCUCAGGUUCGACGGUGUCGAGUCGUGGUACAAGGUCUGGCUCAACGGCAAGCUGCUCGGCUUCUCGACCGGCAGCAGGCUGCCUACCGAGUUUGACGUCACCUCCGCCCUUGGCGAGAAGAACGUUCUCGCAGUCCGUGUCCACCAGUGGUCGGCUGCGACCUACGUCGAGGACCAGGACCAGUGGUGGAUGCCGGGAAUCUUCCGUGACGUCACUCUCAUCCACCGUCCGGCCAAGAGCGUCGAGGACCACUUUGUCCACGCUUCGUACGACCACACCACUGGCAAGGGCACUCUGAAGGUCGACUCGAACCCUGCUGGCCGUGUCAUUGUCCCUGCGCUCAACAUUGACCAGGAGACCGGCACCGAGGUCACCGUUGCUGUUGAGCCUUGGACGGCCGAGAACCCUCACCUCUACACCGGUGUGCUCGUCACCGAUGGCGAGCGCGUGCCGCUCCAGAUCGGCUUCCGUACUGUCAAGGUCGACAAUGGUGUCAUCACUGUCAACGGCAAGCGUAUCCUCUUCCGCGGUGUCAACCGUCACGAGUUCCACCCCGACAUGGGCCGCGCGCUCGACCACGCCACCAUGCUCCAGGAUGUGCUCAUCAUGAAGCAGAACAACAUGAACGCCGUUCGCACCUCCCACUACCCUCCCCACCCCCAUUUCCUUGAUCUGUGCGACGAGUACGGUCUCUGGGUCAUCGACGAGGUCGACCUUGAAACCCAUGGCUUUGAGAUUGACGGAUGGAAGGGUAACCCCAGUGCCGCUCCCCAGUACACUGAGGCCCUCCUCAACCGCGCCGACCGCAUGGUUGAGCGCGACAAGAACCACCCGUCCAUUAUCAUUUGGUCGCUCGGUAACGAGGCUGGUACCGGCAACAACCUCCUCUUGAUGUCAAAGCAAAUCAAGAAGCGUGACUCAUCGCGUCUUAUCCACUACGAGGGUGACAGGUCCUGCGAGGGCACCGACAUGUACUCGCGCAUGUACGCCAGCCACCUCGAGGUCGAGGAGAUUGGCAAGGGUAUCGAGCCCCCACUGGACGACCCCGAGCUGGACGCCAAGCGCCGCAAGAUGCCCUUCAUCCAGUGCGAGUAUGCGCACGCCAUGGGCAACGGCCCCGGCGGUCUGCUCGAGUACCAGCAGCUGUUUGAGAAGUACCCUCGCUGCCAGGGAGGCUUUGUCUGGGAGUUUAUCGACCACGGAUUCGAGAAGACCACGCCCGAGGGCAAGAAGUACUGGGCCUACGGCGGCGACUUUGGAGAGGAGAUUCACGACGGCAACUUUAUCUCUGACGGUCUCCUCUUCCCCAACCGUGACCCCAGCCCCGGCAUGCUCGAGUACAAGAAGGUCAUUGAGCCUGUCAAGAUGACCGGUGACGCGUCCAAGGGUACUCUCUCGAUCUACAACGGCUACGACUUCUCCGACUUGAAGCACCUCAGCCUCUGGUGGAAGCUCGAGCACAAUGGCGAGUUUGUCGCCGAGGGCGGCAUCGACGCUGCCACUCUCCCCGAGAUUGCCCCGGGCAAGACUGGCGAGAUCAAGCUCCCUGUCAUUGCUGUCGACGGCAAGGGCGAGUUCUGGUGGACCUUCUCGGCUCGUCUUGCCGACAAGGCACCCUGGGGCGAGGCCGGCCACGAGGUCGCCUGGACCCAGUUCCCGGCCAUUGCUCUUCCCGCACCCGUUUCGGCUCCCGCGUCCGUCAAGCCUGUCAAGGAUGGCAAGACUGUCACUGUUGGCCCUGCCACUUUCAACGCCGUCGAUGGCCAGCUCGUUCAGCUUGGUGGCAUCAAGGUCGACGGCGCCAAGCUUGACAUUUGGCGUGCGAUCACCGACAACGACCGUGGUAUCUCGUUUGACACGAAGCGUUCCAUGGCCGACGAGUGGUAUGCUGCUGGCUUUGACCGUGUCCACCACCGUAUCGACUCCGUCGCCAUCGAGGGCGAUGCCUUUGUGGUCGCCACCCGCGCGGCCCCGGCGAUCCGUAACCGCGGCCUCCGUACCGUCUACCGCUGGACUGCCCCCGACGCUGGCUCGGUCAAGCUGUCGCUCUCGGUCGAGCCUGAGGGAGACUGGGGUAACCUCCUCCUCCCCCGUCUUGGUGUUCGCUUCGGCCUCCCCAAGGACCUCGCCAACGUCGAGUGGUUUGGCUGUGGUCCCAAUGAGGCGUACGCCGACACCCGCACCGCAGCCAAGGUCGGCAAGUACGCGUACACGAUCGACGCCAUGCAGACUCCCUACGUUUUCCCCCAGGAGAACGGCAGCCGUAUCGACGUCCGCUGGGCCGAGAUCACCGGCAGCGGACCCGGCCUGCGCGUCGAGGGCGAGCCGCUCUUUGCGCUCACGGCCCGCCGCUGGACGACGGAGCAGCUCGACAAGGCCAAGCACACCACUGACCUUGUGGCUGGCGACAACGUCUGGCUCAACGUUGACCUCAAGCUCAACGGUAUCGGCACUGGAUCGUGUGGUGAGGAGGUCCUCGUCCACGACGAGCUCUUCCCUGCCAAGCACGACUUCUCGUUUGUGCUCCGCCCUCUCGCUUAA
This is a messenger RNA of Apiotrichum porosum, 2916 nucleotides long. RefSeq lists its product as uncharacterized. Gene Ontology annotation, molecular function: carbohydrate binding; beta-galactosidase activity. Gene Ontology annotation, biological process: lactose catabolic process. The coding region runs from base 1 to 2916 and encodes 971 amino acids. The transcript has 4 exons. Gene Ontology annotation, cellular component: beta-galactosidase complex. NCBI's taxonomy places the organism in Eukaryota, Fungi, Basidiomycota, Tremellomycetes, Trichosporonales, Trichosporonaceae. The record is from RefSeq and is a predicted model, not a curated record.